Messenger RNA from Zea mays, 2212 nucleotides. Its product is annotated as zinc finger (C2H2 type) family protein. The record is from RefSeq and is a predicted model, not a curated record. The coding region runs from base 338 to 1219 and encodes 293 amino acids. Lineage: Eukaryota; Viridiplantae; Streptophyta; Magnoliopsida; Poales; Poaceae. The transcript has a single exon.
GUAAACAGUAAAGUUUUCCCCUUGUCAAGUGAGCGUGAGCUCUGUGUGAGUGUGACCAGCUCUAAACACUGACAAAUGCAUGCGCUACCUAGGCAGUUGCCAGGAUAAGCAGGCACAGUACACCGGGCCCUAUAUUUAGCUGACCAGCUAAGGUAGUCUACAGACGAACUUAAAGCAUAGUAACCGCUCUGUUUGCCUAACCAUAUAUACGAACGAAUGUGUACUAGCCUCCACGGUAGCUGCUACUGCUCUUGCUCUGCUACACCACCACCCACAAGGCCAGCACCGCACAGCCGUCAGCCACAACGACCGCUGCAUCUCCGGGGCGGGGCGCCUCAUGCCCGAGAAGCCUCCACCGCUCCGCCGUCGCCCGACGGCGGCGGGGAGCUGGGUCCGGUCGCUCCACUGCAAGUCCAUGGCGGCCGACGACGUGGCCGCCAGAGUAGCGGCGGCGCCCAAGAAGCUCCUCCCGCGCGCUGGCUGCGGUGGGAGCUCCGGCGACACCCUCAACCACGUCGUCGUCUCGUCCAAGCCCAGCAGGCCCAAGCCCAAGCCCAAGCCUAAGCCAAGCCCCGAACCGAAGACGACCAACAAGCCCAAGCCGGUGCCUGUGCCGCCGUCGCCGCCUCCGGGCCCUCUCGGCCCGGUCCCUGCGCUCACAGAGCUCCCUGCCGGGCACUCGUCGCGGCAGGUGGUGGAGAUCAUCUUCCUGUCCUCGUGGUCCUCUCCGCCACCGGGAGCGCCCACCAGCAGCAGCAGCACGUUCCCGGGCGCGGUGGUGGAGAUGCUGUUCCGCGUGCACAACCCGGCGCGCGCCGUGGCGCGCUUCGAGGACUACCGCGCCGCGGUGCGCGCCCGGGCCGGCGGCGCCUCGCGCAGCGCGGCCGACGGCAACGAGAUGAUGCGCUUCACCCCGGCGCCGCCGUACGGCUCCUCGGCCGCUGCCGCGGCGGCGGCCGGCGAGGACGGCCCGCGCGUCCGGACGUUCGACGGCAGCGGCGGCGCGCACGCCAGCGCGCGCGGGCCCGCGACCGGCCGCCGCGCCAUGUUCCUGUGCAGGGUCAUCGCCGGCCGCGUGGCGGAGGGGGCCGGCGCCCACGCCGCCGCAGCGGCCGGAAAGGAGCACUUCGACUCCGUACGGGUUGGCAGGGGCGGCGAGCUGGUGGUGUUCGACCGCCGCGCCGUGCUCCCCUGCUUCCUCAUCAUCUACAAGCUGUAACUGUAAAAAGAGGGGGUGGGGGGAGAAAAGCAUCGAUGUCAAUUAGUCCUGCUGCUAAUUCUUUUCUCAUUUGUCUGCUAACCAGUCAACUGCAUAUAGUAGCCAUACUGCUUCCUCAUCAACCCUCAGGAUCGUUAGCCUUCGCCAUCACUCGUCUCGCUGGUGACUGUCGAAGUGCCCCGUGCCUGUGCCUCUUUCGCAGUCGCAGCAGCUGCGCAAUUGCAGAUACUGUGCGCGUGCAGUCCGUGCGCGAGUUUAAGGCGCGCACAGAGGCUGCGCAUGUCCGGUUCGCUCGCACAGUGCAGUGCAGUGCAGUGCAGUGCGAGCGAGCGAGAGCUUGUCCCUGUGCGGCGACGCUGGUUGCUUAUUCCUUGCCGUUGUCGCGUUCGAUGCGGGCGGGCCGCGGCGCCUCCGUGCCCCGCCGGAGCCAGAGACAAAAGGAAUAGACAGAAGUGCUCGGAUUUGGAUUUUUCACUGCUCGCCUUCGUUUCAGGCGUCGUCUUCUGUUCACCUGCAUCAUCUGAGCCACUGCUGUACCUGUACGUAUGUAUAUGCUUGCAAUGCAAUGCCCACUACGGCAGCCCAGCGUUGUUUCAUUUGCAUCGCUCCAUUCCAUAUGGCCAUAAUCUUGUAUCAGGAUACAGAUGAAAUUCAGAUGGACGAGAGCUACCUGGAAGGCUGGAAGCAGAUUUUGACGAUCAAUUAAGGCUAUCCGUAGCAAAUCAGAGGAUUUACGCUAUAGAUCAGUAAAGUUCUGAAUAGGGAUGAAAUAAAAUAAGAUAGCUGCCGAAGAUAUUGGGAUCCUCUGCAGUCGAGACAGUCUAAGCAGCGGGCGCCCGGCAGAGCUUUCAGAGAGGGAUCGAGUAGUCCCAUUAUAUUGCCAUGUGUGUGUACUGCUGCUGCUAGUGCCACCCUGUUAUAGAUCUUGUGAUGAUAUACGCGUAUUUGUACUGUUCAUGGAAGUAUUGAAAUAGCAACGACUUGUCAGAGACU